This is a messenger RNA of Marmota monax (woodchuck), 1165 nucleotides long. It is a transcript of the gene Dcps, whose product is annotated as decapping enzyme, scavenger. Gene Ontology annotation, molecular function: RNA 7-methylguanosine cap binding; hydrolase activity. Gene Ontology annotation, cellular component: nucleus; P-body. Bases 18 to 1025 code for a protein of 335 amino acids. The record is from RefSeq and is a predicted model, not a curated record. NCBI's taxonomy places the organism in Eukaryota, Metazoa, Chordata, Mammalia, Rodentia, Sciuridae. The transcript is spliced from 6 exons. Gene Ontology annotation, biological process: deadenylation-dependent decapping of nuclear-transcribed mRNA.
AGCUCCUUCCGAGCAGCAUGGCGGACACUGCACCUCAGCCCAAAAGAAAGCGCGAAUCCAACGCAGAGGCGGAAACCCGCAGCACAGGAGAAAAGGAAACAGGAGUUGGAAAUGGUACUUCUGCUCCUGUUCGCUUACCGUUCUCCGGCUUUAGAGUGCAAAAAGUGCUGAGGGAAUCUGCGCGGGACAAAAUCAUUUUCCUACACGGGAAGGUGAAUGAGGACUCUGGGGAUGGGAAUGGAGAGGAUGCUGUUGUGAUCCUGGAGAAGACACCGUUUCAGGUAGAACAGGUGACCCAGCUCCUGAAAGGCACCCCUGAGCUCCAGUUGCAAUUUUCCAAUGAUAUCUACAGCACCUAUCACCUGUUCCCUCCAAGGCAACUGAGUGACGUGAAGACAACAGUGGUAUACCCUGCCACAGAGAAACACCUACAGAAGUACCUGCGCCAGGACCUCCACCUGAUCCAAGAGACAGGAGAUGACUACAAGAACAUUACCUUACCUCACCUGGAGUCCCAGAGCCUUGGCAUUCAGUGGGUAUAUAACAUCCUUGACAAGAAGGCUGAAGCUGACCGGAUUAUUUAUGAGAAUCCAGAUCCCUCUGAUGGCUUUGUCCUCAUCCCUGACCUCAAGUGGAACCAACAGCAGCUUGAUGACCUGUACUUGAUUGCCAUCUGUCAUCGCCGAGGCAUCAAAUCACUUCGGGACCUUACUCAAGAGCACCUGCCGCUGCUCAGGAACAUCCUUCUUGAAGGGCAGGAAGCCAUCAUGCAGCGCUACCAGGUGAAGGCAGACCACCUCCGUGUUUACCUGCAUUACCUGCCCUCCUACUACCACCUACAUGUGCACUUCACUGCCCUGGGAUUUGAGGCACCCGGUUCCAGUGUGGAGCGGGCCCACCUGCUGGCCCAGGUGAUCGAGAACCUAGAGUAUGACCCCACGCACUAUCAGCAGCGCACUCUCACUUUUACCCUCAGAGCUGAUGACCCCCUACUCAAGCUCCUACAAGAAGCCCAGCAACCCUGAGUGUGCCAGGAGAGGGGCACAUUUGUUUGUGGUUUUGGGCAGUGUGGAGGCUAUGUUUUACUCCAAGGGGAUUUUUAAAACAUUUAUUUUGUACUGGUUUAUUCCUUAUAUGUGAAUAAAGUAUUAGGCUCAUCUGUGAA